AAUUUCCCUACCGACUUCGCCGUGCCAAGUCGGAAAAGUCUGUGUUGCUGGCACGAUGGGAAGGAAGGACAUAAAGCAGAUUCUGUGGACGGGCGAAAUGGACGAGGCACUACUUAAGGAGGUUGUACGACUAGGGCCAUUCGAAGUAGGGCAUGGCAAAGUCACUGCAACGUGGGCCAAGGCAGCCGUUGCCAUGCACGAGUACGAUCCCAAUCUCUCUGGCCGCAUCUGCCAGGCCCGAUGCGACACAAUUCUCCACGACUUUGCCCGUGACAACCAGGCAAGCAUGCGUGCCUCUGGCGUUUAUGAAGACGAUGACGACAUGACAAAGCUCAAACAAGACGUAUUGGACAUACGCGAAGACAGCAAGAGCAAGCGAACAAGAAAGCACGAGAACGAGCAAGAUCGCCAAGACGAGCUGGAACUAGCGGGCGAGAAAGCAUGCAGCGAGGCAGAGGAGUGGGUCUCAAAGCGGAUGGCACUUGGCGUUGCGCCGACGGUCUCCAAGCGGGACGCCAGUCGUGAGCCCACGGACUUGUUGCUGGCGUUUGAGACCAAGCGUCACGACGACGACCACGCCUAUCGAAUGCAAAGGCUGAAAUUCGAGCAGGACGAACAGGAGAUUCGGCGAGCUGAACAAAGACAUAUGUCCAUGUUGCUAGAGAAGCUGAUUGAUAAAUUGGGAAAUUUACUCAGUGCUGUCAUGAAUUGUUGUACGUCAUGGUUUUUAACAUUCACGGAAAAUUGA
This is a messenger RNA of Aphanomyces astaci, 748 nucleotides long. RefSeq lists its product as hypothetical. The record is from RefSeq and is a predicted model, not a curated record. Lineage: Eukaryota; Oomycota; Saprolegniomycetes; Saprolegniales; Verrucalvaceae. The transcript has a single exon. The coding region runs from base 56 to 748 and encodes 230 amino acids.